This is a messenger RNA of Trametes versicolor FP-101664 SS1, 1680 nucleotides long. RefSeq lists its product as uncharacterized. NCBI's taxonomy places the organism in Eukaryota, Fungi, Basidiomycota, Agaricomycetes, Polyporales, Polyporaceae. The transcript has 2 exons. Bases 1 to 1680 code for a protein of 559 amino acids. The record is from RefSeq and is a predicted model, not a curated record.
AUGCAUCUAUGCCUCUACUCCCCCGACGUCCUGAGGAAUAUUUGCGAGCAAGCGUACGAAGGCGGAUAUGAUCCGGAUUGUAGGGCGACGGUGGCGGCGCUCGGUGCGACUUGCCGUGCCAUCCACCGUGUGGCAGUCAAGGUCCUGUGGAGCAGGCUGUUCAGCUUGCGUGCCCUGGUCAAGUGCAUGCCUGCGGAGCUGUGGGCGGAGGACGUCCCAGACGACCUUGAUCUCAAGGGCACCAUCUCCCUUACCCGCCCUCCAGAUCCCUCAGAGUGGGAUCGCUUCCUGGCCAACGCAUCGCUCGUCACGUCGUUCAAAAGAUUCGGGCUGGUCCCCGACCUGGAUGAGGACACGUACCGCACGCUCUGCCUUUACCGACCGGUGACCUCUCUCCUGCCGAAUCUGCGGGAGCUCAUAUGGGAGGAGCCAGACGCGGACGUCUUCGAGUACGGCUACCAAUUUCUUGGGCCCAAACUUACGACGCUACACCUAGGUCAGCCCCCAAGUGACAGCCUGAUCCUUCCUAUCCUUCGGUCGUUGCACAUCAAAUGCCCGCUCCUCGCUCACCUAUCGGUCCAAUGCCGGUCGAGUAUGGGGCCCGUGGAAAGGGUCGUCUCCCACUCGGUCACAAACCUCCACCACCUGGAGACGGUGGACAUGGCGCUUCCUCUUUUCGACGAUGCACUGCUCCACCUGGCUGCGCUCCCAGGGCUGUCUGUGGCGAAGGUCCACCUCCCGCGAGCGGCCGAAGUCCACGACCGCCUUCUCGCCACGACAUCUCCCAUCUUUCCUUCGAUUACUUCCCUUCAUAUCUCCGCGGUCCGCCUCGAACCGUCGGUGCCACAUCUCAUCCGUCUGAUCACCUCCGAACAACUCUCGGAAGUACGCCUUUCCACCGCUCAUGAUCCCCCGGCUGCGGCCGUACGCGAUUAUCUGGCUGCCCUCAGCGCAUGUCCAAGCAUGAACUUUCUAUCCGCCGUUACGAUUUCCUCCCCACUUCCCUCCAGCAUACCCCUCAUGAUGUCUUUGAACGCCCUUCCCCCUCUGGACCGCCCAGAAUUCAUACUGGACGCCUCCGUCUUUGAUCCGCUCUUCGUCUGCUCCGAGCUAACGGAGCUCGAAGUGAGCUCCUUCCUGCUCCAGCCGGAUGACGAACUCCUCCGUCUGCUGGCCAACGCCUUUCCAAGGUUGCAGUCGUUACGCCUAUCGCCCCCGUACAACGCGGGUAGCGUAUCGGAGACAACCCUGGCGGGCUUGCUGCCUUUGCUCAGACACUGUCCCGACCUCACCCACCUCGCCGUGCCCCUCGACGCCACGCGCCCCCCACCCGAGGACACCGAAUAUCUUCCUUUGGGUUCCGCAGAGUCGCAGCUCGUGGCCCUGGACGUCGGGGACUCGCCCAUCGCGGCCCCGGACGAGGUGGCUGCGUUCCUCUCCGCGCAUUGCACGCACCCGGCCUUCGGUAUCCACGCUGCGGGCCUCCACGAUGGCGACCACGACCCGGAGCACACGCGUCUGCGCGGAGUGCAUAGCGCGAUGUGGGACCAGGCCUCGCGGCUUGUCCGGCUGUUCGUCCGGGUGCGAAACCAGGAGCGGACGCGCCGAUCUGUAUACUACGACUCGGACUACGACGAUGGGCCGGUUGAACUGCCGCCAUUACAGCUCCAGCUCUCCUGA